Molecule: messenger RNA, 1164 nt
Organism: Cyphellophora attinorum
Lineage: Eukaryota; Fungi; Ascomycota; Eurotiomycetes; Chaetothyriales; Cyphellophoraceae
Product: 6-hydroxynicotinate 3-monooxygenase
Exons: 2
Coding region: 1-1164 (387 amino acids)
Molecular function (GO): monooxygenase activity; FAD binding
Source: RefSeq, a predicted model, not a curated record
AUGGCCUCAGAAGGCCAUGCACGUCUGCAAGUCGGAAUCAUAGGCUGUGGCAUCGCCGGACUCUCCGCCGCCAUCGCGCUAUCUCGAGCCGGCCAUGAUGUCGAGGUUUAUGAGCGUUCGACAUUCAGUAAUGAGACUGGAGCGGCUAUCAUUCUUGGUCCCAAUGCUACUCGCGUCCUGACUCGAUGGGGAUUUGAUGCUGAAAAGGCAGGCGGUCUCGACUUCUGCCAAAUGCGUCGUAUCAAGGCAGAUACGCUUGAGCUGGACUCUGAACAGAAGUUCAGUAACAUCAAGGAGAAGUACGGCGACCGGAUGUUGCUGCUGCACCGCGCCGAUCUCCACACCGGCAUCAUGAGCAUAGUUGAGGCGUUGCCAGAGCCCAAGCCUAAGAUACACCUUGGAUCCGCAGUGAAGGACAUGGAGCCGGAGCAAGGAUCGAUAAUACUCGAGAAUGGCUCAACCGUCAGCAAGGACUUAGUCAUUGUCGCGGACGGCUCGCACUCAAGGCUCAUCCCUCGCAUCACCGGAUCCGAAGCACCAGUCAUCCGCCUGCCAAUGUCAAUGUACCGCUUCCUGCAGCCGAUCUCCGAUAUUAUGGAUCGACCAGAGGCUGCACAGUUCUACAAGGAUCAGCAACCCGGAUUCUCGACUUUCUACAAGGCUGCAGUGGGCAAGCCGGGUCACUUGCUCAACACAUACCCCUGUCGCCGUGGCUUUCAUCCAGCCGUCAAGGCUAUUUGCGAAGGAGCUACGGAUGUGAAGGUGUAUAACCAGAUGUAUCGGAAUCCUAUCGAGACGUUUGUCAAGCGCAGAGCUGUGCUAGUAGGAGAUGCUGCUCAUCUUAUGUUGCCGACGCAUGGUCAAGGCGCCUCGUCUGCAAUCGAGGAUGCUAUGGCUCUUGAGGUUCUUCUGAAGGGAGUAUCAAGCGACCAGGUCGUCGACAGGCUCCAGCUGUUCAACGAGUUGCGGCUACCGAGGGUGCGAGCCGUACAGACUUUCUCAAACAAGAUGAUGGGACCACCUGACAAGAUGAUCCAGGAAGUGAAACAGUACUUCAGUGGCCCUAUUCCCGCUGCUGGAUCGAAGACGUUUGGGCCGGAGUUCGUGGACUUCUUCUUGAGCUACGAUGUGAAGAAGGCAGCUGAGCAACUGCUCAAGGUCUGA